Molecule: messenger RNA, 1452 nt
Organism: Ctenopharyngodon idella (grass carp)
Lineage: Eukaryota; Metazoa; Chordata; Actinopteri; Cypriniformes; Xenocyprididae
Product: probable G-protein coupled receptor 141
Exons: 4
Coding region: 374-1267 (297 amino acids)
Biological process (GO): G protein-coupled receptor signaling pathway
Cellular component (GO): membrane
Molecular function (GO): oxysterol binding; G protein-coupled receptor activity
Source: RefSeq, a predicted model, not a curated record
UGGCUGUUUGACACUGACAGAUGAUUUACACAUAAACUGACAAGCUGACAUCACAUUCAUCUUCAGCUCUCUUGACACCUACAGUGAAUGGAUGAACUGUUUCUGUUACAUCAAACUGUCUGUCUGCUCUUGCUGAAGGACUAUUGAUAUUCAGUAUUUGAUUGAUACUAGGGUAAAUGGGUGUUUAGAAGCAUUACAAGGGAAGCGUUUUGAAACUUCUGCUUUUGCUAAUAUUACCUCAUGUGAAAGACCCGUCAAGUUCAGCACAUUUAAAACAACCUAGAAGACAGGACGGAUCUUCAGGUCCUUUUUUUAACCUUGACAGGGCAAAAACAUUUUACCAGGAAAAGAGUGAAAAAACACAGUGUCAGGCAUGAUGAUAAACAACACCAGAAACCACACUGGCAUGCCAGAGGGAUUCAGAAUUUCUCUUCUGGUCUUAUACUCAUUCAUCUUGCUUGGUGGAACUCUUAAUGUUUUACUAAUGUCCUGUAUGCUACAGUCCCAAAAACGUCUCUCUUACACCAAAGUAUCUGUGAUAAACCUCAUAGCAGUGCACUCCGUUUUCCUUCUCACGGUGCCCUUUCGCAUUUACUAUUAUGCUUUUAAUGAAACCUGGAUUCUGGGCUUGACUUUCUGCAAAAUUGUCAGUCUUAUGAUCCAUGCCCACAUGUAUCUUGCAUUCAUCUUUUAUGCCUUUCUUGUUAUUGUGCGUUAUGUGGAGCACUCUGAUCGGCAGCAAAAGCUACAGUUUCAUCGUAUCCUUUAUGCCACGAUUCCAAGUGCAGUCAUCUGGUUGGUCAUAUUCGGCUCUAUAUUCCCACCAACUAUGGUUAAAUAUGGAAACAUGCAGAAUGAUUCCACUCAGUGCUUUCAUUUCGGUCAGGCUCUCAAAAGCCCUGCUGUGAAGAUGUUAAACUAUGUUAUUUGCACAGUAGUGAUACUGAUUUGGACUGUGCUGGCAUUUUUCCAACUUUAUUUUCUGCUAAACGUGAUUAAGAAACAUGGAAGGGCCACACGUCAACAUCAAGAGUUCUGGGCACAAAUGAAAAAUUUUGUUUUCCUGUCUGUUAUGUUUUUUUGUUUUGUGCCCUAUCAAGGAUUCAGAGUAUAUUAUGUGACUGAUUAUGGGAAGACUGAAAAAAAUACUCAUAUAAAUGAAGUAUUUCUUGCUAUCACUGCUUUCAGCUGCUUUGAUAUGAUUGUUUUUGCUGCUAGAGAUAUAUGCAAACAUAAAAAUUCAAGGAGAUGGUUUUGCUGUUUAUAACAACUAUGUUGACUUAAUUUUGUUUCUGUAUUGUUAUUGAUAUAGGGAAUUGAUUUGCAUUUUCUUUUAUUUGUUUUUGUCUUAUGCUUUUGUGCCUUAUAAGCUUAAAACAAUUGUCUUGCAUGACAGAAUGUUUGGAAAAUAAACUCAUAUAUAUAUAUAUAUAUAUAUAUAUAUAAAACUCA